AGCUAGUAGCUCAAGUCGCAUUCGGUAGUCGGCACCCCCAUCUUUGAGCUAUUUGCUAUGGGACACCAUAUUGCUCGACUUACUUUGCUGCUAGGUUCCUGGCACGUCUUUCUUUGGUGCUGUCGAACUGCUUUCACGGGGCCGUCUAGGGCGGAAAGCAGAAGCUCCAGCGCUUGCACACUGUGUAGGGUUCGCGAGCGGCGCAAAACAGCCAGAGGAAAGGGCUUGGACAAGCAGUUGAACCCUCAGCAGAUCACUCUCCGGAUCACCCAGGCUGCUUCUGCUUCAGAGGUUCUGGGAGUUGUGAGGGAGCAACAAAGGAACCCGAAGCUGGAUUUCAUUGCUGUGUCCGCAGCCUGGCACAAGAUGGCAAACCUGCAGCACAGUGUUUCAGCCGAGGUUCUAAGGGACUCCUUCUUGAUGGAGUUUGUUGGCUUGACAGGACAGAUGGCAGUGAGGGCGCAGGCAGAGGCAAACAGGAAUGCACGUGCUGUUGCCAGCAUUUAUUGGGCAGUGGUGCAGCUUGAGCCGUACAUGUCUUCCCAACUGAAAAGUUUGCAGGCAAGCUUGGGCGCUGCAGCCAAGAAGACAGCAGCGCACAUGAAGGCGCAGGAAGUGGCAAACACGAUUUGGGCUGCGGCCAAACUGUCAGAGACAGGCGAUAUUUCCUUGCUUGUUGCGCUGCCAAGCCUUGUGGAGAGGGUGAAGGAGGUAAAGUCGGAGAUGAAGGCACAAGAAGUUUCAAACGUUAUUUGGGCUGCGGCGAAGUUGUCCGAGGUGGAAGCAGAUGACUCCUUGCUUGCUGUUCUUCCCGCCUUGGCUGAGAGAGUGCAGGAGGUGAUCUUGGCUAUGAAGGCACAGGAAGUAUCAAACAGCAUUUGGGCCACUGCAAAGCUGCGGGAGUCAGGAGAUGACUCAUUGCUUUUGGUUCUUCCGGUUUUGGUAGAGAGGGCCAAAUCAGUAAGGCCUCAGAUGAUUCCGCAGCAUAUCACCAUGACGAGGUGGGCUGUGGAGGUGUUCUCUCACGAUGCCCGGCUUGCGGAUACAGUUCAGACUCUGCGGAUGCUUUUGCCGCAGUCCGGGUGAGCCCUAGAGCUCCAUAAACCUUGCCAAGCCACUAGGUGACUUAGGGUUGAUGAAGGCUUGGCGGCGACUGCCCUGCUGGUCAAGCAGCUGCGAGUCGGACGUACCGAAUGCGCGUCAGGGGUUUCCAUCAACACUGGAGUUGGAGUCUUUGUUGAGUGUGACCAGCCUCCUCGUGCAGGUCCCAAAAUUUGGACGGGUAUUUCAAAC
This is a messenger RNA of Effrenium voratum, 1293 nucleotides long. The record is from the annotation of a GenBank genome assembly. NCBI's taxonomy places the organism in Eukaryota, Dinophyceae, Suessiales, Symbiodiniaceae.